AUGGGUGCCGUAGCAAUCAAUCGCAAACGAAGCCAAGAAUCCUUCAAUCUCAAUCAUCAUCAAUCUCCUUAUAUACAAGCUUCGAAGAAACCCAGAUUCUCCUUAGCUAUGUCUGAAGAUUCCGCUAAGCCCAAUUCGUCUAUAAAUCCCACAAUCUCGAGGAUUUCAAGGUACCCUGAUGCUAAAGCUCCUCUCAAACGACAAGUUCAUGCUCCUACCAGAGGAUUACUUAGAUUCGGAUCAUUGGCUCCAGAACGGAAGACAAAACCUAAUGAAAAGAGCGAUCCUUUCGUUCGGAAUUAUGGGUUUACAUUGGGAACAGCUUUAGAUACUUUGAGAUUUGUUAGAAAGGAGAAAGAUUUUGUUGAUUUGGGAGAUGGGCCUGAAAAAGAAGAAAUUUCUGAUGAUUCAAGUGUUGAAGUUGUUGAAUGUGAUGAGGAGAAAUUGGUGGAGGAGGAGGAGAAGAAGAAUCUUCAGCCUUGUUCUUCUUCUGGUGUUACUGAUGUUAAAAAUGGAAUUGAUGAUACUGGUAUCAUGCUUGAUUCAUUGUCUUUAGAUUUAGAUAGAGAAGAGAAUGAUGCUUGGAGCCUCGACGCUUAUAAAAAGCUUCGGCAAGAUGCGGAUAGGCGGGAUUCUAGACUAGAAGCUUUGGGGUUUGAGAUUGUGUUCAAUGAGAAAAAGAUGUCGCAUAUACGCCAGUCUCGUCCAAAGCCUGUUGAAAAGCCUAAAAAGGUGCCUCAUGAACCUUUUAUACCUCUCACUGAGGAAGAAGAGGCUGAAGUUUACCGUGCCUUUUCUGGGAGAAAUAGAAGAAAGGUCUUGGCUACUCAUGAAAAUUCAAACAUUGAUAUUACCGGAGAAGUUCUACAAUGCCUUACACCAUCUUCAUGGCUAAACGACGAGGUUAUCAAUGUCUAUCUUGAACUACUCAAGGAAAGAGAAACUAGAGAGCCUAAAAAGUAUUUGAAGUGUCAUUUCUUCAAUACCUUUUUCUACAAAAAGCUGGUAAGCGACUCUGGUUAUAAUUACAAAGCUGUCAGGAGAUGGACUACGCAGAGAAAGUUGGGAUAUGCUCUUAUAGACUGUGACAUGAUAUUUGUUCCGAUCCACAGAGGUGUACAUUGGACCUUGGCAGUUAUUAACAACAGGGAUUGCAAGUUCGUGUAUCUAGAUUCACUAAAUGGAGAUGAUCAUAUGAUUUUGAAUGCUUUGGCAAAAUACUUAGGCGAUGAAGUGAAAGAAAAAAGUGGAAAAAACAUUGAUGUUAGUUCGUGGGAGAAGAUAUGUGUUGAAGACCUUCCCCAACAACAGAAUGGGUAUGACUGUGGAAUGUUUAUGCUUAAAUACAUUGACUUUUUCAGUAGAGGCCUGGGGCUAUGUUUCAGCCAGGAUCACAUGCCAUACUUCCGACUAAGAACGGCUAAGGAGAUUCUGAGACUACGAGCUGACUAA
Arabis nemorensis is the source of this 1452-nucleotide messenger RNA. The record is from the annotation of a GenBank genome assembly. Lineage: Eukaryota; Viridiplantae; Streptophyta; Magnoliopsida; Brassicales; Brassicaceae.